Juglans regia (Persian walnut) is the source of this 2767-nucleotide messenger RNA. RefSeq names its product potassium transporter 5-like. Gene Ontology annotation, cellular component: membrane. Gene Ontology annotation, biological process: potassium ion transmembrane transport. Gene Ontology annotation, molecular function: potassium ion transmembrane transporter activity. The transcript is spliced from 8 exons. The coding region runs from base 259 to 2631 and encodes 790 amino acids. The record is from RefSeq and is a predicted model, not a curated record. Lineage: Eukaryota; Viridiplantae; Streptophyta; Magnoliopsida; Fagales; Juglandaceae.
ACCUGAUCACCUUCCCCGACCUAGCUAGCUAACUUCACAAUCCAUCCCAUCUCACCAUCUACUAUAUAUCUUUCCCUGAUACUAUCUAUCUCUGAAUUGUUACGUGUGUGACCCUCAACGCAGAGAGAGGACAAAACAUGUAUUUAUGUUGUGCUUUCUUUGCAUGACCAUCUUUGUCCCCCUACUGUUAGAUAGAAAGGUAAAUACAUAGAUAGAUAUACCGGACGUACGUAGUACUACUAUUACUUAUACAGAGUCAUGGACAUGUCUAGUGAUGAUCAUGUUGAAGAAGAUCAUCAUAAACAUGAAGAAAUGGAGGAGGAGAUGGAAUUGGAGGAGGAAUUUCCUCAUCAAGAUCAUCAGCUCAAAGGGAAGAAAAAAUCAUGGUCAAAGUUGCGAAGAUACGACUCCUUGGACGUCGAAUCCAGAAGCGUACGAGGUCAUGUACAUGGUGGCCAUGGCUCCAAGGGUGCAGAGUGGUCGGUGAUAUUGCACCUAGCAUUUCAGAGCAUCGGAAUAGUGUACGGGGACAUUGGUACAUCUCCACUCUAUGUAUUUUCCAGCACAUUCUCAAACGGCAUCAUCAAGCAUAAUGAUGAUAUUUUGGGUGUUCUCUCCAUGAUCUUUUACACUCUCACCCUCAUCCCUUUGGUUAAAUAUGUCUUCAUCGUCUUACGAGCCAAUGAUAAUGGCGACGGAGGAACAUUUGCGUUGUACUCUCUCAUAUGCCGAUAUGCAAAGGUGGGUUUGAUCCCUAGUCAGCAAGCUGAGGAUAGGGAGGUCUCGAAUUUCAAGCUUGAGUCGCCAAACGAUCGUCUAAAGAGGGCAUCGAGGCUUAAGUCCAAGCUUGAAAGUAGCCAGUCUGCCAAGUACUUCCUUUUGUUCGCCACCAUGCUUGGUACUUCCAUGGUUAUUGGCGAUGGCGUGCUUACUCCUUGCAUCUCAGUUUUAUCAGCCGUGGGAGGGAUCAAGCAAGCUACAUCUGCAAUGACAGAAGAUAUGAUUGUUUGGAUAUCAGUUGUCAUCUUGGUCUGCCUAUUCAUGCUUCAAAGACUUGGAACUGACAAAGUCGGCUACAGUUUUGCUCCAAUAAUUUGCAUUUGGUUUGCAUUCAUUGGUGGCAUUGGAUUUUUCAACUUUAUUAAGUUUGAUCCAACUGUUGUCAAAGCUCUAAACCCACAGUACAUUUUGCAAUAUUUUCGGAGGAACAAAAAAGAAGCAUGGAUAUCCCUUGGUGGCAUUGUGCUUGCCAUAACAGGAACUGAAGCCCUAUUUGCCGAUGUUGGUCACUUCACAGUUCCUUCAAUACAAAUAAGCAUGUGUUCAGUGACCUAUCCGGCACUUAUAUUUGCAUAUACUGGUCAGGCUGCCUAUCUUCGCAAGCACAAUGAACAUGUUGCAGAUACCUUCUUCAAGUCUAUACCAGACUCUUUGUAUUGGCCAAUGUUUGUUCUAGCCGUAUUGGCGGCCAUCAUAGCUAGCCAAGCCAUGAUUUCAGGAACUUUCUCUAUAAUCCAACAAUCCCUGUCACUGGGGUGUUUCCCUCGGGUGAAGAUUGUGCAUACAUCGGCUAAGUAUGAGGGACAAGUUUUCAUACCAGAAAUUAAUUACCUCCUUAUGCUGGCUUGUGUUGGGGUCACUUUAGGAUUCAGGAACACCACAAGGAUUGGCAAUGCAUACGGGAUAGCAGUGGUAUUUGUCAUGACUCUCACAUCGUCCUUCCUCGUACUUAUCAUGAUCAUGAUAUGGAAAACCCCCAUACUUUUCAUUAUCUCCUAUGUUUUUGUUAUUGGCACUGUGGAACUGCUGUAUUUAAGCUCAGUCCUCUACAAAUUUGACCAAGGAGGAUAUCUUCCCCUAGCCUUUGCUGCAGUACUGAUGUCUAUAAUGUAUGUGUGGAACAAUGUGUACAGAAGAAAGUACUACUAUGAGCUUGAUCACAAAAUCUCUCAGGAUAAGCUCAUAGAGGUUGUCAAUGACACAAACUUCUGUCAAAUCCCCGGGCUUGCCAUUUUCUACUCCGAGCUCGUUCAGGGAAUCCCACCCAUUUUCAAGCACUACAUUGAAAAUGUGCCUGCAUUGCAGUCGGUUCUCAUUUUCGUCUCCAUCAAGUCACUGCCCAUAAGCAAAGUUCCAGUUGAAGAACGCUUCCUUUUUCGUCAAGUGGAGCCCAAGGAUCAGCUGAAUGUGUUUCGUUGUGUGGUGAGAUACGGAUAUACGGAUGUGCGUAACGAGCAAGAGCCCUUUGAGACGAUGUUGAUUGAGAAACUGAAGGAGUUUAUUAGGGAUGAGGUUUGGUUUUCCCAAAGAGAAAAUAGUGCAGAACAAAAUGGUGAAACGUUUGAAGGGGAGAGUGAAAAUAAGGAUCAUGUAAAGGCGCAAGUUGAUGAAGAGAGGCGAUGGGAGGCAGUGGAUAGAGAGAUGGAGGCAGUGGAAAAAGCAUGGCGUGCAGGGGUUGUCCACUUGAUUGGCGAGAAUGAAGUGGUGGCAGGCGAAGGAGCUGGCAUUGGGAAGAGAAUUUUGAUAGAUUAUGCUUACAAUUUCCUGAAGAGAAACUUGAGGCAAAGUGAAAAGGUGUUUGAUAUUCCUCACAAACGCAUGCUAAAAGUGGGCAUGACUUACGAGCUUUAGAAUUUACAUGCACGAUCAUGCGAAGAUAAACGGACGACGUCCGUGCAUGCAUGGGGUCGUUAGACGACUCUUCAGAGCAAAAGAAAGUAUAGCUAUGGUUAUAAAUGUUGCAUGAUUCCCCUUGUAAUCUGCCAUA